Messenger RNA from Cataglyphis hispanica, 9986 nucleotides. Its product is annotated as dual specificity tyrosine-phosphorylation-regulated kinase 2-like. NCBI's taxonomy places the organism in Eukaryota, Metazoa, Arthropoda, Insecta, Hymenoptera, Formicidae. Gene Ontology annotation, cellular component: nucleus. Gene Ontology annotation, molecular function: protein serine/threonine/tyrosine kinase activity; protein serine/threonine kinase activity; ATP binding. Bases 3052 to 5724 code for a protein of 890 amino acids. The record is from RefSeq and is a predicted model, not a curated record. Gene Ontology annotation, biological process: peptidyl-serine phosphorylation; peptidyl-threonine phosphorylation. The transcript is spliced from 2 exons.
GAGAGAGAAAAAGAAAAGUUAUCACUCGUACGAUCAACGGUAACCGCUACCGAUCGCCCAAACGUCAAACUGGACGAUAUCGAUUCGCGACCGCUCGAACGGUCGUCUAGGUGAAACGAUACGAUCCGCGGCAUCGCGGAGCGUGUUGCUGCGUGUCGCGAACGGCGACGACGGAGUACGUACUUAUAUACGAAGGUCGGUACGCGCGCGGGAUGGACAGACGGACGGACGGUGGUAUAUAACGUGCGCCACGCGAGACAGAAAGAGAGAGAGAGAGAGAGAGAGAAAAGGAAAGAGGCGUUUUUCCAACCGGCUCUGACGGCGCGCGCGAAGGGGCGGCGGUCUCGCCGAAUAAAAGAUUAACAAAGAGACCGAAAUCGCGAGGGCGCGAGCACAUUCGCUUCCGGCGACGAAUACGUCGCGUGGAUCGCGCGAUCGCGAGGGUGUCUUCGCGGAAUUAUCAUCGCAUCCGUCGCAGAGUGUUCGCCUGUGCCGUGUCAGGAGUUGGACGAGCGAGACGGUGGAGCGCCCCUCUCCCGCGCGAACGAACACCUGUGCGUGUCGCGGGUACAACGCGAGUGUGCGGUGCGAACAGUCGCAUCCCGACACCGCUGUUCGUCGUAUGUACGCACGACGAGAGAGGAUAAGUCAUGCAGGAAGCAGCAGCAUUGGUCGCGUCGCGCUGCCGCGCGUAACCGUAAAGAUCCAUCCUCGCGUAUAUUACGGCGUGUGAUCUCGUCCCCCUCGCGUGUCCCUCCCCCCCCCUCCUCCCUCCUUCCCCGUUUGGUCGAGGGGCAUUAACACGAGGGACCGUCGUGCGUUUCGAUCGUGUGCGUGUACGAUUGCGAGUGCGCGUGCUGUUGUGUUCGUACGUGUCUCUCUCUCUCUCUCUCUCUAUUUUGUACGCGCGUCUGUGCCGGAUAUCAACCCCGGUUGGGAUCGGUCGUCAACAGUCUCCGACGUUUGACCGACGUUGCGGUUUCGUGCGGGGUGGAAAAAGAAUAAACAUGGUGGUGGUGUAAGUGCGCGACGGAAAGGGCGACGUGAGAUCGAGCGAGGCUGAUAGAUAGACGGAGAGAGGAAGAGUCUCGCGAGGACGUGAGAGGAAGAAAGAGACGGCGGCGGCGGCGGUGGCAGUGUGGCAGCGAUCGGCCACCAGUCAGUACGCCAGAAGCGACGAAUUCGAUCGGCGCUUCCUUUGUCCGCGAUUCGAAAGAGAAAGAGAGAGAGAGAGAGAGAGAGAGAGUGAUUCACACAGAGCGAGACACGCGGAGAGAUACAUCGUUUCGACGGGCGGGCGAAUUGAUGCCGACGAUACGACGAUCUUUCGCACAUCGUCGAGAAGCUAGCUGCGAGUUUACAUCGUCGCCCGACGUGAUUUUCAUGCGCGCUGUCAACGAGCAGCUGUUCGGCAACCAAGUGUCAGCUAGGAUUCUUGCCGCGUCAAGCCGCGACGUUACUAAUCGGCGAACGACGGCGACGAGGUCGCAGCACAUGGUGUUAUGUCGUCGCCGACCGAGACCUGCGUGAUUCGUCGGUGCCGGUGACAAAAAGCGCGCGUUCCCGAAGGAGAGAGGACAGCUAGGAUGUGAGAAAUGUGGAAAGUAUUCCGUGGAGAAAGAAAGAGACGGAUGAAAGGAAGAAAGGAAAAUUAAUUGGUAAUCAAUUCACACACACACACAAAGCCAUUCGGAUAUCUAAUAAAAAAGAAAGAAAGGGAAGAGGAGGAUACGUAUAUCGCUCGGGACUAUAACCGGCUUUCGCCUCGCGAGUGCGAACAAGUGCGUGCUUUGGUGCGUAAUUUCUGUCAUUCGCGAAAAGUGUAUUUGCCUUAUGUGAAUCUGUGAAUGUUUAUGUUAAUAGGUGAUUGAGCGACAGAUAAAUCGACGGAGCGGAGGAUACAAUUUAUAUCGCGGAUACUACGAUAUUAUCGUCGACGAGAGAAGCAGCGGGAGCAGGUAAUCGGAUCGAAAGGGAGAACCGAUCGACAACAAUGAGAAUUGGGCCGGCGAGUCGCGAAGACCCAGUGAAUAGACUUCCCGAGGGUAUUUUCGUGCGCUGACGAACGAAAACGGGAUGGAACAACAGCGACUGCGGCAGAGUCGUCAAACUCGCGACGGCCCCGUGCCAAUAACCUCCGUGUAACCAGUCGGAGGUUGGUUAGCCGCUUCCUCGCACGGCGAUGAUGCGUUCGCCCCCGUCGCGCGCGACAGAUCGUAAAAUUAGAAGACGUUCGGAGGCCCGCGCGAGCGUAGCCGAGAAGAAGGACGUCGCGAGCGAGCGACGACGACGUCGCGAUCGUCGAAGGAGAAAAGGUCCGGAUAGUGGGCACCGGGUGAUAAUAUUCGAUGCGCGGGAUUGCCGCUGGCGGAUCGACGUGUGUGACAGUGUGCGUGACAAAAGUGCGGUUCCAUAGUUCCUCCUCUCUCUUCGUUCGCGGCUUCCCUUCCGAGGAUCGCCGCCUUCGAGAAUCGCGAUGUCGAGCUGAUCGUCGACCGGAAGAGAUAUCGGUCGAUUAAACACGAGCCCGUGAUCUUUAAUUUAACUCGCCGUUCUUCAAAGCGCGCGCGAGUGCAACUUCUCUAGUCCGCUGCAUUUAAAUGUGUGAGGAUCUCACCACGAUUCCCGGGAAUACAAUUAGAGGAAUUGAUUUCGUAUCCAGCUGUACACCACGUGCGAUUCAUUCUGACGAAUCAUUUCUGAUGCAAUCCGCUCCUUGUCAUUUUCCGGGAGCAGCGAGUCGCACAUUCCCGUCCGGAAGCUGGGCAUUUUCCGGCUUUGUUCUAAACGAGACUGACCCGUCGCGCACGGUUCCUGUAGUCGAUUAUAUAAUUUAUUUAAACUGCUCGGGACACCUGGUCUUCAAGCCAUCGUCGUCUUAACGGAGCAGCAUGUCUCUCAAGUCUGGGCUAUUAUUCUUCGAUACGUUUGGCGAAAGUGCGAGAAAACGCGUUGCGGAAAACGUGCACCGCGCGUGAAUUAGUUCGCGUAUAAUCCCGAUGACGAGCCUCGAUAAGGACAAACAGAGCAGACGCGAACAAAUGGACACCAAUGAUUAGCUUGGCUCUAUCGGCGGCGGUAAGCAGGAUCGAGAUGCCCCUCUCUAAAUCGAAUCCGUUCGUGCCGACGAGCGCGAUCUCGACGCAGCCGUACAUCUCGAGCAGCGAGAGUAGCAACCAUCUGCCGCCGAUCAUCAAAGGUACCGGGUUGAAGGCGCUGCAGCAGACCGGUGGCGGCGGCGGCGGUGGCGGCGGUGGCAGCGGUGGCGGCGACGACGAGUUCGUGCCUUACGCUUAUCAGAAACUAUCGUGGAAAAGCGAGGGCUUCUGGUCCGUGAGUCACAACUCCAGCCACAACUCCAGCCACAACUCGCACUCGCAGUCCAACAGCCAGUCGAGCAGUCCGGUGGUAAGAAACGGUCGUUCAGAUGGCAACUCCAAUAGCGGUAGUGGACGCGGUGGCGGCGCCGGAGGCGGAAGCGACGGCGGAGGUGGCGGUAGUGGAAGCCUUGGUGGCAGCGGCACCGGCGGCGGUGGAAACGGCGGUAACGGCAGCAACAGCGUCGUCAGCGUCAAACCAAAGACGGCGACCAUCACGCCGGAGAUGGUGAUGAAGCUGUACAUGAACAAGCUGACCCCGUAUGAGCAUCACGAGAUCUUCAAUUAUCAGCAGAUCUACUUCAUCGGCGCGAAUGCGAAGAAACGGCCGGGCAUCAUCGGCCGGCCCAACAACAACGAGUACGACAACGAACAGGGCUCGUACAUCCAUGUGCCACACGACCACGUGGCGUAUCGCUACGAAGUGCUGCGCGUGAUCGGCAAGGGCUCGUUCGGCCAGGUGGUCAAGGCCUACGAUCACAAGACGCACGAGCACGUGGCGCUCAAGAUGGUGCGCAACGAGAAGCGCUUCCACCGUCAGGCGCACGAGGAGAUACGCAUAUUGCGUAAGCUGCGCGAGCAGGACAAGGACAACACCAUGAACAUCAUCCAUAUGUUCGACUCGUUUACCUUUCGCUGCCACAUGUGCAUCACCUUCGAGCUGCUCAGCAUCAAUUUGUAUGAGCUCAUCAAGAAGAACAAUUUCAAGGGCUUCAGUUUGCAACUCGUGCGCAAGUUUUCGCACUCGCUGCUCCUCUGCCUGGAUGCCCUCUACAAGAACAAGAUAAUACAUUGCGACAUGAAGCCGGAGAACGUGUUGCUCAAACAGCAGGGUCGCAGCGGCAUCAAGGUGAUAGAUUUCGGCUCGAGCUGUUAUGAAAAUCAACGGGUAUAUACUUACAUCCAGAGUCGUUUUUACCGAGCACCAGAGGUAAUACUAGGUGCAAGAUACGGUAUGCCGAUCGAUAUGUGGAGUCUUGGUUGCAUCCUGGCGGAGCUUUUUACCGGCUUCCCGCUGCUGCCGGGCGAGGACGAGGCGGACCAGCUGGCGUGUAUCAUCGAGAUGCUGGGCAUGCCACCGCAACGGCUGCUACAGAACUCGAAACGAUCGCGCCAGUUCAUCAGCUCGAAGGGCUACCCGAAGUACUGCACCGCGACGGCAAUGCCGGACGGAACGACAGUGCUAAGCGGGGGUCUAUCGAGACGAGGAAAGCUACGUGGUCCGCCAGGCUCGCAUGAUCUCGAGCGCGCCCUCAAGGGCUGCGAUGAUGUGCUGUUUCUAGACUUUUUAAGACGUUGUCUGGUGUGGGAGCCGGAGUAUCGGAUGACGCCUAAUAAGGCACUCAGGCAUCCGUGGCUGCGCCGUCGACUGCCGAAGCCGCCGGGUGAUAAGAACGACACGCUACCGGCGGUUACGUCGGCGCAGCCCGCGACCACUGGCGGAUCCACCUUGAGGACGUCCGCGUCCGGCAGCAGGAGUUCUAGCAAGACCAACAGUCUGCAGAGUGGCAAUAAUACCAACGACGACAUCACUACGAGCAAGACGACGGGCCAGCAAAGGACAAACCGUUUGGUAGAGGAUGUAGUGUCCACUUACGUGGGUUAUCCAUCGUACGGCGCGUCCCAACUGCACGGUAGCACUUGGGGUACAACGGGAGGACUGAGCAGUGGCCACCAAUCGCUCAAUUCUGUCGGUGGUGGUGGCGGUGGCAGAAGUUCCUCCAGCAAAGCUAACAGUUUACAGAGUGGCAAUAAUACCAGCGACGAUAUUGUCACGAGCAAAACGAUCGGCCAGCAAAGAGGAACACGCUUGGUAGAGGACGUGGUGUCCAAUUAUGCGGGCUACUCGUAUGGCGCUUCCCAAUUGCAUGGUAGCACUUGGGGUACAACGGGAGGGGGACUGAGCAGCGGUCAUCAAUCGCUCAAUUCUGUAAGUAGCAGGAGCUCCAGCAAAACCAAUAGCCAGUUGCAAGGCGGUAACAAUGCGGCGACUGGCGAUAUCCCCGCGAGCAAAACCGACCGCCAGCAGCAAAGAGAGCGCACGAGCGAAUUGCCGGUAACGAUCUUCGACUCCAUCGGAUCUUACGGUUGUUUGUCCGAGUCACAAUUACACGGGAAUCAUCGGGCGAAUCAAAGCAGCAGUCAUCAAUCGCUCAAUUCCGUCGACGGCGCGACGACCGGCAAGUCGCAGCGCGCUCGUCAGUCGCAUCAGACGCAACAACAACACAAUAAUAACGGCACGUCGCAUGAGAAUUACGGCUCUCACGGCUCCUCGAGCGGCUUCAACCGGGUGGUAUUGGCACUUCAUCCGACAGUUCAGGAGACUUUCGAGGAGCUGAGACGAUAGGCCGAGAUGCGAGACUACUCUUUUUCUCUUCUUCGACUCAUUCGCUCAUUGCCGUCCUCGGCACUGCUCUUGACGAGUAAUUCCUAUCCAAUGAUUGCGCGGUUUCCUCAUAGAUAAAAAAAAAAAAAAGAAAAAAAUACGCAAGAAUAAGGAUGUAUCGGUUAACCGACGUAAAACUCGGCUGUGGUUUGCUGCCUGCCGUUCGGACGACAUUUGAUCUGUAUCGCCUCUUGACUUAAUGUCGAGGAGGAUUAUUUAAAAUUGAGAGAAAGGGUGGUCGUCUCAUCAACAAUCUCGGAUUCACCGCUGUGAUUCACGUUGCGUUUCUACAAUCGCCGGUGUGACUAGUUGUAGGUGGAAUGUGAAAUAAUUAUAAUCUGGCGAGAUCGCGAGAGAUUCGUUCUAUGAAGCGUGUCGUGCGAAAAAAUAUAGUAAUAAAUGUCCUCUUGAAACUCGCGUUGAACGUUUGGUCGAAUUACACGAGUCUGAAAUACUAUUCCGAAAAGGAAUAAUGAUCGUGAACAUUUCAAUUGAAAGGGAAAAAUAACGAUUGAAAUAGAAAAAGUAACGAUUGAAUGAUUUGAAAAUAAGCGAAAAGUUUUGUCUAAGAGAUAAUAAAGUCAAGGUCAGUAUGAACUUUGAAAUACGAUAUUUGCACGAUCCGAUACUUGCAAUAUUCUAUUUUCUACAGUCGUAUAAUAUGCUCUUAAUAACGGAAUAAAUAACUUUAUAAUUUUCACUUUUACUCAAAUUCUCCUUGACAAAAUUAGCAAAAUAUUUUUUUAUAUUUUUGUAACAAUUAAUUUUUAUUGAAAGAUUGUUGUACAAAAUUAAACAAUUGCAAUAAAAAUUAAUAUAAAAAUUAUAUACAUUUCAUAGGAUUGUUAUAAUUUAUAUGAAUUUAAUGCGUAAUUAGAUGUUUUAUUCAUAGGAAUAUAUAUUUUAUUCAUAGGAAUACAUAUUUAAUCUUUUAUAUGUUACAUUAUAUAAAUAAAAUAUUAAAAAAAUAGAUUGCAUAAUAUUUUAAUGUUAACUUGCGACGAGAAUUUGAGUGAAGGUCGAAACAGAGUUUCACUAUCGAGAAUAAAUUUUGCGAUUAUCAAAAGUCAUGUACUUUAAAUAUUGGAGAAGAUUAGUGUUUGAAAGAUUAUAUUAUAUCCUUGAUAUCAUCAUUUAGAUUUUUCUAAAAAAAAUGAGCUAAUUAUCAUAAUAAGACUCAAUUUUACGGAUUUUUCGCUUGGCGUUAUAACGAUUUCACUUAUUUCGUUAUGCAAGGUUUGGUACCUUGAAUCGCAUCGUCGCUUCGCGUUGCUUUUUAAUCCACUCGUUACAGGAUUUAUUUCUGCUGUUAUUGCUUUCGGUGAAAAUAUAUUAUCGCCUCGGUGAGAAGCGAAUUUUCGCCACGACAAUAUCUUAAGGAUUCUAUUGAAAUGUCCGAGAAAAAUUAUCGGAAUAAUAAAUAAAAUAUAAAACGAAUAAAUAUGUACAAUUGUUUGUAUCGAAUCCUUUGCGUGCGGGAUGUACAAUGGACUUAAAAGGAUGCAAUACUUUCUUUCUGAUGAAUUUCGAAAGCAAAAAUAACGAGAGACAAUACUUGAUGAUAAUUCGAAGUACUCAUUUAUGCUCGUUCGCUCGACUGCAUUUCGCAACGUUGUUUGUCCGAUAAAACAUAACGUCGGGUAUUUGAAACAGUAAAUUUGUUUUGUUAAAUAUAAGAAAUCGCGACUAAUUGAUGAGACGCACAAAUACAAAGAUGUAUGUAAUUAUUACUGUCAAAUUUAUUAAGAUACAAGAUAUACGAAUCAUUUUUCAUUCAUAUUUAUUGCGACAGCAUAUUCUUUUCAAUGAACCGACGCGAUUGAUUACACCGAAAUAAGACAACGACGUUGUCGAACAGAAUCGCCAAUUCUGAUAUACAUUAAUAUAUAAGCCCCGAUUUAUAAUUAAUGUAUAAUUGUCGUCACCAUUAUUUAUCAUUAAAUUAUACAUACCUUGAAAAUUAUUGUGCCAAGGGAACCCGGAUGAUUCAAUGGGACGACGUACGUGGUAUAGUUAGAUAUAUCAACACGGUGCGUCGCGACGCCGCUGGCGAAGUAAACAGAUAUAGCGACUCGCUCGCGAGAGAGGCAAUCUAAUAACGGGGCGAGCACAUGCUCGACUGAAUAGCGUAAUUUGGAUCAUAAGAUUGACUUGGAUCGCGAAAGGCGCAAAAAGAGACGCUGAUUUUUCACGCGCGUCAUCAGUUUACAAACAGUUUUUCUCUUUUGAUAUCACGUGUCGUGUGACUUUGUGAGGAAAAUAUAUCAUUACGUCAUCAGCAUGUCCGAUUCGCUAUAGCCUUAAUAAAAAAACCAAUUUGAGUGAAAACUAUAAAUUGUAAGAUUCGUGGAUUCGAUCAAUUAAAUCAUUUAUGAAUAUUCUACAAAUAUAGAAAAGAAUUUCGAUAAAUUUAUAUUUUGUAACUUUUGUUUUGUAAAUUUUAUGUAAAUUUCUUUGCAAUUUUUCUAGAAACUUUUGUUUAAAGAUGUAUUAGUGUGUUUACCUUAAUUAUUAUUAGAUGCAAUGAUUUAAAAAUCUACAUUUUUUCAGUUGUUGGAAUGAAUAAAAACAUUCUAUGUUUCUUUUUUAUGAUGCUCUCAAUUACUAUAAUUAAUUGCGCAUUUUUCGCGUUAGACUUUUAUUAACUUUUUUCUUGCUAUUGUGAUUGAAAACACUGUGGAGCUACUAUCCGCGACUUUCUGUAUCAAAUUUCUCAUUAUAUACGAAUCCACAACUGCGAAACACGAGCGACUAUUCGGCUUGCCGCGCGAUAUUUGUGAUGAAUAUAAGUACUCGUUAGAGAGUUUCAAUCGAUUCUAAAUUUCGGUCAGUUUUGAAGCAUACCUCAUUAAAAGCGAAUUUUCAUCGCGGGAAAAUUUUCACUGUCGAUUAAAAGAAAUGAAACGUCUGGGAAAUAUUUAUGCGACUAUGCGUAUACAGUUUCGCUUACAUUUAUCCGCGAUAAACUGCGUGACGCACAAUUUACAACGAAGAGAUCGCGAAUGGGGUUUAUUAACUUGACGCUUCUCGUCUCCGUCUAGACUAACUGGGUUAAUUUCUCUCCGCAUUCUCUUCUCGGCGCUUAUUAUUCACGCGCCAUGUGCAUUAAAUCGGAGCGAAAACGACUCGAUUUCUUUCCGUCGCGUGGUUACCGCCCUCGGCAAAAUAUUUUCUUUUUUUGCGUAUCAUCCUUUCACGUUUCUUUUCUCCUGCAGAUACAUUUGAUUGAGUUUUACAGGUCACGUCUCUACAGCGGAAAAUCCAGUUUAAAAAACGCGUAACAGAAAACCAUGUUCAAAAAUGAAAAGAAUUUUCUUGCUCACACAGAUUAAACGAUUUGUCCUUUGACCGUACUUUAGUUCCACAUUAUUAUCGAUAUUUUAUAGAUUUGGUUAUAAACAGAUAUUUUAUGUACAUAAAAUUGAGAAAUAGGCUUUUACAAUUAUUUUUAAAGAAAGGAAUGCGAUAUAACGCAAUAUAUGAAUAUUUAUAUAAAAAUUUUUUAUAUUCAGAUAUGUAUGUACAUAUAAAGUAUCAACUUACGUAUCGGUAAUGAUAAUCAGAAUUAUAAACGGUAAAUUGUAAUCGCGAAACUUUUAAAACUGUUACGUUUAUUUAAGAAAGAAGUGACUUUAAAAUAUUGUUCUUAAGAUAGAUCAUGUCUACCUUGGAGACAUAUUUUUAGAAUGGAGAUUAUUUUAUUGUAUGACUAUUUUAAUGAAAAAUCUAAGCAAUGAUAUGUAAAUUAUGUUUACUUAUAUAGACAUACAAAGAUAAAACACAAACACUCACUUCCGUUUGAUAUCGAUAAUCGAUUCUUUUCUAUAUAAUUCCACUCAAGUGUAAAUAUAUCGCUGCGCUACUAACGCAGAAUAAUUAAUAUGCAUCAUUUGUUCUUGGAUAGCAUCCUUCAUUAAACGUUAAACGCGCCUUAAUUACCACUUCCUAUCUUACUAUUGUCAUUGAUUUUUCCCGAGUUAUUUCAAGCGCUACUUUGUGGUCGUUUGUUUAAUUAUCGAGCAAUUUGUACACUAGAGUAGCUCUCAGAACGAUAACAUACGCAUUUGCGAACAAUGCAAGCGCGCAUCUCGCGAUGAUUCUAGUGAUGCAAAAUCGCUAAAUUUAGUCGGACAAAACGUGCGUAACGAACAGUCGUAAGAAUUGAGAGCGUGGAUGAGUGACGAGAUGACGGCGAAAGUGAAACGCGACGAAAAAACAGAAAA